CACCCUCUCCCAUUCUUCCUCUGCUCCCCCCUCCUCCUCUCCUGUCUGCUCCUCCCCCUCUGGCUUCCCCCUCUGCACAAGGAAUGCAUUCCCCACCCUAGCUGCUCCUGUGCCUCUUUACUGCACUCUACCAAGGGCACCACCAUGCUGCAGCCGGGCCCCAGGCUCCUUCCCCUUGUGCUCCUCACAGCCAUUCUCCAUUGCUCAGCCAAGGAAGAUGGCCCCAUCCACGUGAGUGGCGCACUGAACCAAUUUAUCUUCUUGUCCAACUACCUGAGCUUGGAAGCGCCCGCCCAGCAAGUCACUUGGUUUUUUAACAACAAUGGGACGAAGUCCAAGCUGGCGGAAUACAAGAAUCAGCAUUUUGAGAUCAUUAGCAGCCAAUUUACCGACCGGCUGGAAGAGUCGAACGAUGGGACGACGUUAAAGAUCAGUGACCUGAGCGUGGAGGACGGUGGAAUCUACUCGGCCAUCAUUACUCUGGAGGAUGAAGAGACAAAGGAGAUUGCUUUUAAUCUCACUGUGAGCGUCCCUCAAGAAAAAGAAGGCACCGCUAUCCAUGUGACUGGGGAUCUAAACCACUCCGUGUACCUGUCAAACUAUGUGACACUUCCAGCUCCCAUUUUGGAAGUCACUUGGUACACGGUGACCAAUGGCAGCAAAGUGAAACUGGCCGAAUUCAAGAAUAAAAAUCUUGAGGUCUCCAACGCUCAGUAUGAUGGACGCCUGGAAGCUUCUAACGAGGGAGCAACGUUACGAGUGAAGAAGCUGAAGAUGGAGGAUAGCGGGCUCUUCGCUGCCACCAUGGUGCUUAUUAAUGGGGAGACAAGCGGCAUCUCGUUCAAUGUCACUGUGUCCGACAAACAAGACGCUCCUAAGGAGGUUGCAGGCGUUCAAAACAGAUUGGUGGAAUUGUCCAAGAAACGAAAGAUGUUUGUUGCCGUGGAGAGCGUGACUUGGUACUUCACUAGCAAAGGGCAAAAAUUCCAGCUGGGCGUGUACAGGAACGGGAAGUUCAUGAACACCAACAAUGAGUUAAGCCGGCGCCUCAGCACAAGGUUUAACGGCACACGGUUAAAAAUCGAUAACCUGAGGUUGAAGGACGGCGGAAUCUACACCGGGCACAUUGAGUUUGUGGAUAAAGAAUCACAAGAGAUGUUGUUUAACCUCACUGUUUAUGAGCCUCUCCCAACCCCGAAUAUAACAAUCAAACUGUGGGCGACCGGCGAGGGCUGUAAUUUUACCCUCCGAUGCCACAUCCCAGGGAACCAGUCCUUGCUGAGUUAUUUCUGGAAAAGCCGCUAUUUGUCGAGUUUCUACCAGUACUAUAAAAACGGCAGCACCAUCCACGUGGCCCAGAGGGCUUCCCUGAUCGAACACAAGUAUCAGUGCAACGUCAGGAAUCCAGCCGAAAUCACCGUCGCUUCCGUCUCCUCUAAGGAUAUCUGCUCUAAAAGACCCCUCAAGACCAAGCUAAGUGUUUGGGGCCUAUUUGGAAGUCGUAAAGAUUACUACUGGACCAAAUACGUGAAAAUUUUAUUGCCCAUAUUCGGCGUUUCGCUGUUCAUACUGACUAUCCUCAAAAGAAAGAAAAUCAAGGAAAUGUUGUGUGGAGCAGCUGACUCUUCCCAUACACAAGAAGGAUACGCACCUCCUGAGGGACAAAUGACUGACGUUCAAAUGAUGAACCCCAACAUCCCAAAUCAGGGCGUGCCUGUGUUUCCUCCUGGACCACCGGGAGCUCCUGGAUAUCCUCUUCCUGCUGGCUACCCCCCUGCUGGCUAUCCCCCUGCUGGCUACCCUCCACCAGCUGGCUAUCCUCCCGGUGCAUAUCCUUAUCCUGUUGCUUAUACUCCUGCUGGAGGACCUACUAUGGGAUAUCCUCCUGCUGGUGCCCCUCCUGAGGGAUUUCCCCCUGCUGGAGCCCCUCCUGUGGGAUAUUCACCUGCCGGUGCCCCUCCUGAGGGAUUUCCCCCUGCUGGAGCCCCUCCUGUGGGUUAUGCUCCUACCGGAGCCCCUCCUGAUGGACAGUCACCUUCUGGAGCCCCUCCUGCAGGAUCCCCUCCCACAGGAUAUCCUCCUGCAGGAUAUGCCCCUCCCACCGGAUAUCCUCCUGCAGGAUAUCCACCUCCCCAAGGAUAUCCCCCUCCCACAGGAUAUCCCCUUGCUGGAUACCCCCAGCCUGUAAUUCCUGGUGCAGAUAACAACCCUGCUAUGGGCAAGGACUCCGAACCAAAGGUCUAAAAGGAAAGGUUCAAGCCAGGCUGCAGGAUGGUAUCCGCUGGCAAAGGAGGAGUCACGUGACAUUGGAAAGAACAAGGAAGACAUCAAUAUGAACAAUUUGUUAGGGACAUUAAUGUGGAUGUAACCAAUUCGAGAAGAAAGGGGGGAAAAUUAGACAUUUACCUGAAUGUUGGCACUACCAGAAAGGAAACCUCCGGACUGUUUCAGUGCUUUACUCCUUUUCUAAAACAAGUUUUGGUCUUGUAUGAAUAAACCAGAUAGUGGUUGUUUCUCUGUUCGUACCACAUACGUAGCUACCUCAUAUUGUGGGCAUAGCAAGGGAACCAGCCUGCCUUUUCAGCAGUUGGAGACCAUCUCUGAUCUUUGGUUCAUCUGUCUCCGUUUUUUGUUUUUAAAAGGACAUAAAAUGACUUAGGAGCCGUGUAAGCAUGAACAUGAGCCUUGCAUGUACAGGAUUGUAUCCCUUUUUUAAUUUUAUUUGUUUUUUUACACAAUAAAAUGAAGGAAACGCCAUACGAUUAUGGCUGAUUAGACAGAAACACAGUAGCACACACAGUAGACCUCAAUGGUGCAACUGCAACCCAACGCUGACAGUCGGUGUCUCCUGGAAUCAAAUCUUGUUCAGGUACUGCUGCAUUUUUUUUCUUACUAGGACGUAUGAACAACUACGGUAACAAUCUUUGACACCUUUUUUUAUUAUUAGCAGUGCUAGAAUGUUUGGCUUUAUUGUUCCCAGACCCUCAAGGAAAUGGAAUCCAAUGGAAUCCUUACUAAACUCUUUUAUAUUGGGAGAUUGAUAGGGAAACACUGGGAGAACCAAUGGAAUCCUUACUAAACUCUUUUAUAUUGGGAGAUUGAUAGGGAAACACUGGGAGAACCAAUGGAAUCCUUACUAAACUCUUUUAUAUUUGGAGAUUGAUAGGGAAACACUGGAAGAACCAAUGGCCAACAUUGUAUGUGAGAUCUUACAAUGGAAUCCUUACUAAACUCUUUUAUAUUGGGAGAUUGAUAGAGGAACAUUGGAAGAACCAAUGGCCAACGUUGUAUGUGAGAUCUUACAAUGGAAUCCUCUUUUAUAUUGGGAGAUUGAUAGAGGAACACUGGAAGAACCAAUGGCCAACGUUGUAUGUGAGAUCUUACAAUGGAAUCCUCUUUUAUAUUGGGAGAUUGAUAGAGGAACACUGGAAGAACCUAUGGCCAACAUUGUAUGUGAGAUCUUACAAUGGAAUCCUCUUUUAUAUUGGGAGAUUGAUAGAGGAACACUGGGAGAACCAAUGGCCAACGUUGUAUGUGAGAUCUUACAAUGGAAUCCUUACUAUACUUCUUUAUACUGGGAGAUUGAUAGAGGAACACUGGAAGAACCAAUGGCCAACAUUGUAUGUGAGAUCUUACAAUGGAAUCCUUACUAAACUCUUUUAUAUUGGGAGAUUGAUAGGGAAGCUCUGGAAGAACCAAUGGCCAACGUUGUAUGUAAGAUCUUACAAUGGAAUCCUUACUAAACUCUUUUAUAUUGGGAGAUUGAUAGAGGAACAUUGGAAGAACCAAUGGCCAACGUUGUAUGUGAGAUCUUACAAUGGAAUCCUCUUUUAUAUUGGGAGAUUGACAGGUCCACUGGAACACCGAGCCUUGGCCUCAUACAUUGCUCAAACUUUGCCCCUAGCCACCUAUAGGGUGGGUAUUGGCCCUGGACAAUCUAUUUUAGUUUGUUGUAUGGAAUUCAGUAGAUGAAAGGAUAUCUGACCUAUCUGUUACAUGCAGUGCCUAGUACAUUGUUGAAGGAUCCUAUCUGGGAUUUUAUACCCAUAGUCAGUAUGUGCUAUUAUUUAGCCAGUGGAUAGAACAACUUUUGCAUGGGCGAUCAAACAGGGGUACCAGUAAUACCUAUAGAAAGGGAAGAGGGUACUCUCAUACUCAUAAACUCUCUACUGCACUUAUAGGAAUAGACUGUGAACUAUAUAGUUAAGGAACUUUGUCUCCAAACAGAACAUUCCUUACAUGAUACUUUGCCUUUAUAAGUGGAAGCUACAACACUGAUUGUCUUGGCAACAGAAGGUAUGAACCUACUAUGGAGUUAUUUGCCGUCAGCUGCGGCCUUUCGGCCAUUACCAAAAUGUCAAGAUCAACUCAGGGAGCCAUAGCAUCUUGUCACCCUAUGACAUAAGUAGAACGAGGUCAUCUGCUCAAUACAUUUUCCAACAUGAAACGAUUAGAAGAUCACUUUAUUUUGGACCCAACAAGAGGGCAGAAAUUCAGUAGGUCCACAGAGGUCUCUGAGGGACAGAAGAUGUACCACACUUUGAAAGAGCUGUGAAUUCAUUUGGCUCAGGGAAGCUUGGAAGUCGAGAAUUGAGAGUUGAAGUUUUGAAGUAGAUCUGAUGACUAAACGUGUCCACCAGUGUCUCAGUCUAGAAGAGUUCUAGAAGAGUACUGCCCAACCAUCUCCAGGCAACAGGUUGAUGAUUAUCCAUCAUAUCCAAAACUGGCAGCCUGGAUUAUAAAUAAGUGAUGAUGUUAUACAAGGAAUAUUUUCUCCUUGGAAAUAAAAAUCCAGUGGAUGGUCACUCUUGACAGCCAUGAUCUAGAACAGUGUCUUCCAUGAACAUCGAUCUUCAACUUGAGGCAGUGACUGGAGCACAAAUUCCAGCGUUCCUCACCAUAGGGUGUCAUUAGGAUUCUGAAGGUUCAUAGUUCUACAGCAGUUCAUGAACCGCACUCUGAAGCUGUAGAACUGCAUAGUGGAGUUGCAGAACCCCAGGGUCCUAGACCAUGGGACAGGCAUUAGUGUACAACAGAAGCAUCUAACAGACAUUCAGUAGGUAACAAGGGAGUUACACAAUGGUCACUGCAUGAGCUUUGCCAAACAAGGAAGCCCUCAGGUCAACGGUAACCAAUAGGCAUACAUUCCUAAUAGUGUACCAGGGGGCUAUUAAAAUCCUUAUAAAUGAACAUGGGUAAUCAUGUGGAAAGUGCGGAUUUGUGCUGCAUUGAUAUUAUGCCGGAAUCCAAUGCCUUAUAGGAAGAAAUCCCCAGGGUUUCAGUGUUUGUGUUGGAAUGUAUAUCAGUAUUAUCAUGUAAGGCGUAGCCUUAGAACACGUGAUUGUAUAAUGUAGAAGCUGAUUGGCCAGUUAGUGUGUGUACUUAUUAUAUCAUAACGCAAAUUUGCUUACAUCAUACUCCAUUGCUUUAUAUCCACGCACGCGGAUGGCUAUUCCGGUAUGGGAAACUAUAUGACCAGAUAAACACGUUACUGUAGAUAUAGUCAUUUAUGAACACUGGGCAAAUUUGCUCUUGGGCAGUAACCCAUGGCAACCAGUUACAUUGUUCCAUUCAUUGCAGCUGACUGAAAAAAAACAAAUCACUGAUUGGUGGUUAUGGGUUACGGCCAGCAGGCAAACUUACCCAGUGUUACUGAAUGAGCCCUACUGACUCACUGCAUUAAGGGUUGAGUGGGGGCAAAUAAUCCAAAGACCCUGCCCCCAGCCCUCUUUAACAGGGCUCAUUGGGGAUUUUUUUUAAAUUGGUCAAAUAUGUCAUAUGCUGUUUGUUUUAUGGUAUUUCAUGAAGGGAAAAAAUAAAGACACUGAAAUGGUAA
Messenger RNA from Xenopus tropicalis (tropical clawed frog), 5836 nucleotides. RefSeq lists its product as uncharacterized. Lineage: Eukaryota; Metazoa; Chordata; Amphibia; Anura; Pipidae. The transcript has 10 exons. Bases 145 to 2244 code for a protein of 699 amino acids. The record is from RefSeq and is a predicted model, not a curated record. Gene Ontology annotation, cellular component: membrane.